Molecule: messenger RNA, 2102 nt
Organism: Cynoglossus semilaevis (tongue sole)
Lineage: Eukaryota; Metazoa; Chordata; Actinopteri; Pleuronectiformes; Cynoglossidae
Product: aquaporin-10-like
Exons: 8
Coding region: 315-1346 (343 amino acids)
Biological process (GO): water transport; glycerol transmembrane transport
Cellular component (GO): basolateral plasma membrane; plasma membrane
Molecular function (GO): urea transmembrane transporter activity; glycerol channel activity; water channel activity
Source: RefSeq, a predicted model, not a curated record
GCGAUAUUCUGUAGAAAAUCAAAUUAAAAAAUAAAAACGGCUGAUUUGGUCAAAAUGGAGGAACAAUACUGGGCCUUGAAUACGUGGAUGUUCUUUGUGGAUUACCACACUGCCAAACAACAACAAUGAACAGGUGGCAGACUACGGUAAACCUUUUACUCUUUUUAAACAAAGUAUAAAUAUGUGACUUCAAUGUUUUGUGGAAACUUGUAAGAGAAGAAGAAAUCCACUCAAACGACAGGAACAAUCAGAGGCAACAAGCAGCAGCUCCUCAGUCUGGUCAUAAAGUGUGUGACGCAGCUGACUGCUCCAGUAUGAAAGAGCACACUGUGUUCGUCCAGGCAGAAGGUGCACUGCACUACAGGUCCCCUCCACCUGUUGGUCGUGGGGCCAAACAUCUGACCACUGAACAGUGGACGGAGCAGGAGGAAGGACGCUCAGUGAUGGACAGGCUGCUGAGAAAGUGUCGGAUCAGGAACCAGCUGCUCAGACAAUGUCUGGCUGAAGGUCUGGGAGUCUACGUCAUGAUGCUGUUUGGAUGCGGUGCUGUUGCCCAAGUGACCACAACCAGAGAGACGAUGGGACAGUACCUGUCCAUCAACCUGGGCUACGCUCUGGGAGUCACUUUUGGCAUCUUUGUGUCCCAUGGAGUCUCAGGCGCCCACCUGAACCCUGCUGUGUCCCUGAGCCUGUGUGUCCUGGGCAGACAUUCGUGGUUCAAGCUGCCGUUCUACGCCGUCUUCCAGUUGAUUGGAGCCUUUCUGGCUGCAGCCACAGUCUAUUUGCAGUAUUACGAUGCCAUCCAUGCCUUCAGUGGAGGUCCACUCACCGUGUCAGGUCCCAACGCCACGGCAGCCAUAUUUGCCACAUACCCAGCUGAUUACCUCAGCCUGUGGGGAGGCUUCUUGGACCAGGUGAUCGGCACAGCUGCACUGCUGCUGUGCGUCCUGGCGCUCGGGGACCAGAGGAACAUUUAUGUCCCCGACGGUCUCCAACCUGCCCUCGUGGGAUCAGUAGUGCUGGUUAUCGGCAUCUCUAUGGGCUCCAACUGUGGCUACGCCAUCAACCCGGCCAGGGAUUUCGGGCCUCGUUUGUUCACCUUCCUUGUCGGCUGGGGAAAUGAUGUUUUCAUAGCGGGAGGAGGCUGGUGGUGGGUACCGUUAGUGGCUCCCUGUGUGGGGGCGUUGUUGGGAACGCUGAUCUACGAGCUGCUGAUUGAAGCCCACCAUCCUCCCUCUCCUCCUGAGGCCCAGGCCUCGUGUCAGGAGGUCACUGAGGACAAGACGGAGCUGGAGCUGGAGCUGGAGGAGGUGGAGCCAGGCCGCCAGAAAAACACCUCGCACUGAAAGAGAAGCCACGCUUGACAAGAAUAUAUAAAAAAAAAAACAUUUGUGCAUUUAAUGUAAUCCCGAUGUGACGGCCGACAAACGUGAGUAAAUGUGUAACACACCUGUGAUGUGGGAGGUGUUUAAAGGCAGUUGGAAACUUGGAAAUUUGAUGGCUGAAAGUUUAUUUGCCACCAUUUUUGUUGACAUAAAUAUUUGGUAUAACUACAGUGACUGUGUAGAUGUUGAAAUCUUUUCCUAAGAACGUUUUUAUUUAAUUAUUUCUGACGUGAUUAACCUCACAGAUUAAUUUAAGAGAUUCAUUUUGACGAAUGUUAAGAAACAGCAGAACCCAAACGUCAUCUUUUCCACAUUUAUUUUGAAACGGCACAAAUGUAUGGCAUUUCAGCAAGCAGACCACAACCAUUGAGGAAAGGAAACAAAAGGACAUGAGACUUUCCAAUAUUCAGCUACUGUAUAUAAAUAUGAUAGCAUGACAUAUAAAAGAUACAAACCAGAGGAGAAACAGAAAAACAAUCCGACCGACGGUCUCCUGACCACGAAGGCUGUUUUUGGAACAUACAAAAGAAAUGAAGAGUACAGCAAGCACUGGAUCUGCAGAUAAAAAAGAAGCAUCUGAGGAGAUAAACAUUUGAUUUUCAUACACGAUUAGACGACACGACCCUCACACGCUCACUCUGUUCUUUAAUUACAAUGUAUAGCUACCUCAGGGAGUUUGUUUUUUCUUUUAAACUUCAAAUUGUUCUUGGAAAAAAA